AUGGACUUCACCGUGGAGUCCCCGGAUACUAUUCGAACCUAUGAUAGCGACACAUCAAGCGAAGAACGACCAUCAUCUCAACCCAUCAAAACCAAAAUACAGGCCAGGUUCCAAAUAGCCCGGCCGCCCCCAAAAUCAAGUCAAUUACUUCGACUCAGCCCCAAACUACUUCUUCAAAUCCAACAACUACCACCAAACCACCGACCAGUGCCAGUAUUAGAGAUAUGGCAGCCACCACUCCGCAAAUCAAAAUUGACAAGAAGUUUCCCUCAACGCCCAAAGCUCGGCACGAGGGAUAUCUACGCAACCCUCAAUGAACCAUAUAUCACCAAUAAACAGCCAGAUGGACAAGACCAUCCCCAAGAGCAAGAUCCACAUUCAAACGAUAUCCAAGAAAAGGAUAUCGUCGCUGCAAUGUGCCAGUCAAGCAGCAACACCCCAUCAUCAAUUCACUUCCGCGACUCAAAAUGCAUCUGGCAAGCUAGCGCCAGCUCGGCAGGACCUGAGAAAGGCACUUGUUACAGAUUCGUUAUUAAAAAAGAAGAAAAUACGACCGGGCCCGAGCAGUGUCGGAUGAUUAUGCAGUGGGAGAAACGGACACUUUCUGCAAAUGGGAAUGCGGCAUCUGGGUCUCCGGAUAAUGAACAGUUUGUUCUUAUGGCGAUUGACCGCAAGAUUCGUCGGAAGAGUCGCAUUGCUACGAUGACUCGGGACGGGUUUGAGAUUUUUGUGAGGAAGAGUUCCAUCUUGGAUCAUCUUCGGACUUGUUUGGUGUUGACGGAGCCGGUUUCUGGGGGCUCGGCGGAUUUCGAGACUUGGCUGUACUCUCUUGUGUUGACUUUGGGUGCCUCGGUGGCUUCUCAAGAAGGCUGGUUGGGUUGA
Penicillium mononematosum is the source of this 882-nucleotide messenger RNA. RefSeq lists its product as uncharacterized. NCBI's taxonomy places the organism in Eukaryota, Fungi, Ascomycota, Eurotiomycetes, Eurotiales, Aspergillaceae. The coding region runs from base 1 to 882 and encodes 293 amino acids. The transcript is spliced from 2 exons. The record is from RefSeq and is a predicted model, not a curated record.